Messenger RNA from Trypanosoma theileri, 315 nucleotides. RefSeq lists its product as uncharacterized. The record is from RefSeq and is a predicted model, not a curated record. Lineage: Eukaryota; Euglenozoa; Kinetoplastea; Trypanosomatida; Trypanosomatidae. The transcript has a single exon. Bases 1 to 315 code for a protein of 104 amino acids.
AUGUUGUUCGGCUUCCUCGCUCUCUUUUUUGGGGCGAAAUUAAUGAAUGGGGUAUGUGGCGGAUGGCCGUUGUUCUUUUCCCUCAGUGGAAUUUCAAAAGGGCGAUGCCGCGAUGAUUUCAACGUGGAUUCUUUAAAGAGUGUGGGGAAUGGAUCCCAUUCUCCUUCACAGUGUCGCUCUUUAUUGUUGGGCGUGGUGUGCGGGGCGGCGGCCCGGCAGAUCAGAACCCCAGCAAACAAUAAAAAAAAAAGAAACGGGGGAAAACCAAAACAAUACGAAAAGCAUGGGGUUUGGGAAUUGGGGGUUGUGAAAUAA